CAUUUCGGACGCUGUAAUUCAAUGCCGUCAACCUGCAGCCACUGUUGAUGUUUACUAUCAAUGCGUUUUUAUCAAACAAUACAGCCCCGCAGUAAUGGACUGAACUGGACAUUGAUUAUUAUUUGUCAUUUCUGUCUCUUCAUAACUACUGCGCAAACCGCCGAUUUGCCUGGUUUCGGUGGUGGCGACAGUGGCUGUUUUCAAAGCUCUGGAUAGCAGUCUGGGCAGUCGGGCUGUACGGCUGCAAACGGCCCCCUUUCAGCACCGUCCUGCUCUCGCAAUGAUGUUUAUUUUAUAAAGAUGGCCGUGAGCGGGACCCUCUAAACUAAAUGACUGUCAGAAAUAUCGCCUCCAUUUGUAAUAUGGGCACCAAUGCCUCCGCCCUGGAAAAAGACAUUGGUCCGGAGCAGUUCCCCAUCAACGAACACUACUUUGGAUUGGUCAACUUUGGCAACACAUGCUACUGCAACUCGGUUCUGCAAGCCCUGUACUUCUGUCGGCCGUUCCGGGAGAACGUGCUGGCCUACAAGGCCCAGCAGAAGAAGAAGGAGAACCUGUUGACCUGCCUGGCUGACCUGUUCCACAGCAUUGCCACACAGAAGAAGAAGGUGGGCGUCAUCCCGCCCAAGAAAUUCAUCUCACGCCUGCGCAAGGAGAACGACCUGUUUGAUAACUACAUGCAGCAGGAUGCGCACGAGUUCCUGAACUACCUGCUGAACACGGUGGCGGACAUCCUGCAGGAGGAGAGGAAGCAGGAGAGGCAGAACGGCCGUCUGAAGAAUGGCACCGUCGCCGUGGAGACAGAGGAGAACAAGGCUGAGCCCACCUGGGUGCACGACAUCUUCCAGGGCACGCUGACCAAUGAGACGCGCUGCCUCAACUGCGAGACGGUCAGCAGUAAAGACGAGGACUUUCUGGACCUCUCUGUGGACGUGGAGCAGAACACGUCAAUAACACACUGUCUAAGGGACUUCAGUAACACAGAAACUCUGUGUAGCGAAUACAAAUACUACUGUGAAACAUGCUGCAGCAAGCAGGAGGCCCAGAAACGAAUGAGGGUGAAGCGCUUGCCGAUGAUCCUGGCUCUGCACCUGAAGCGCUUUAAGUACAUGGAGCAGCUGCACCGCUACACCAAGCUGUCCUAUCGCGUGGUCUUCCCCCUGGAGCUCCGCCUCUUCAACACCUCCGGAGACGCGGUCAACCUGGACCGCAUGUACGACCUCGUUGCCGUGGUGGUGCACUGUGGCAGCGGACCGAACCGAGGCCAUUACAUCACUAUCGUAAAGAGUCACGGCUUCUGGCUGCUGUUUGACGAUGACAUCGUGGAGAAAAUUGACGCUCAGGCCAUCGAGGAGUUCUACGGUCUGACCUCUGACAUUUCCAAAAACUCAGAGUCGGGGUACAUCCUGUUCUACCAGUCCAGGGAUUGACAGAGAGGAGGAGCAAGAGCCAGCAGCCAGCACUACACGCCCCCCCCUCCCGGUGGCUACCUCGACCCCGCCCUGCCCUUCUCCCCCCACCUCUCUGUCUCAGGACCCCCCUGAGUCAUGUGCCAACAACUCCCCCAGACCUGCCCACAGACAUACGUCAACUGUCAGGCCAAUGAAGAAGCCUCUCUCCCAGACGCUGCCCCACACGGCAUGCUGGGAUUGCUCUCCAUCAAACUGCUUUCAAUCCAGGGCCACCUGCAGCUGGAAGGCACUUUAUAACAAUGACAAAACAAAAAAAACAACCAGCCUGGUCCAAACAACCCCGGAGAUUCCAGAACCUGGCAGAUUUCAGCCGCUCGGCUUUUCACUAAACAGUCUGGUAUGUUUUCUUCGUGUGAGUGCAGAUUCUGUCCUCUCUGCAGGAAGAUGGGGCUGGGAGGGGCUCCUUCUUCAGGCCUGCCCC
This is a messenger RNA of Megalops cyprinoides (Indo-Pacific tarpon), 1893 nucleotides long. RefSeq names its product ubiquitin specific peptidase 46 (gene usp46). The transcript is spliced from 9 exons. Gene Ontology annotation, biological process: protein deubiquitination. The record is from RefSeq and is a predicted model, not a curated record. NCBI's taxonomy places the organism in Eukaryota, Metazoa, Chordata, Actinopteri, Elopiformes, Megalopidae. Gene Ontology annotation, cellular component: nucleus; cytosol. The coding region runs from base 330 to 1430 and encodes 366 amino acids. Gene Ontology annotation, molecular function: cysteine-type endopeptidase activity; cysteine-type deubiquitinase activity.